AUGUUGAGAGAGAAGCCCAGAACAGAGCUGGAUGGAGGGAAAUCGUCGGUGGCCUAUGCUCCGCACGGGGCCGGCCAAGGGCCCAGACGUCCCCAGAACCUACCCACAUACCCGGCUGGGUGUCUGCCUGUUCUCGGGCACCUCCUCGCCUUGGGCCGAGCGUCUCACCUCAAGCUAACGGCGUGGAGGCGGCAGUAUGGGGACGUCUUUACCGUCAGAAUUGGGAUGGAAGAUGUGGUGGUUCUGAACGGCUACGCUGCCGUCAAGGACGCGGUCAUGAGCAGGUCUGAGCUGUUCGCCUCCAGGCCGGCAAUCUACAUGUUUGAUGCUGUCUUUGGUUCCGGAAAAGACAUUACAUCUGCCCGCUGGGGGACCGAGUUCAAACAGAGAAAGCGGUUCGGUCUAACCGUCUUAAAGAGCCUGGGUAUGAAGGUCGGACCUGGCAGCAUUGAGGAGAAAAUCCGAGAGGAGGCGAGCUGUCUCCGCAACAGGAUGGCAAUGUAUGAGGGGGAGGCCAUCGACUUUGCGCAUGACGUCACGGUAGCGGUUGCAAACGUCGUCUGCUGCAUGGCGCUCGGGAAGCGUUACGACUACGAGGACGGAAAAUUCCGAGAGCUGUCGGAGGCGACUGCCAACGUCAUCACUGCACUGGGAGCGGGGCAGAUCAUCAACGUCUUUCCUGUCUUACGGUUUGUCCCUGGAGGUAAGUCCAAUAAAUCUACUCUGAGCUUCUUUGAUUGA
Branchiostoma belcheri (Belcher's lancelet) is the source of this 741-nucleotide messenger RNA. RefSeq names its product cytochrome P450 2C3-like. Gene Ontology annotation, molecular function: heme binding; iron ion binding; oxidoreductase activity, acting on paired donors, with incorporation or reduction of molecular oxygen, reduced flavin or flavoprotein as one donor, and incorporation of one atom of oxygen. Gene Ontology annotation, biological process: xenobiotic metabolic process. The transcript has 4 exons. Lineage: Eukaryota; Metazoa; Chordata; Leptocardii; Amphioxiformes; Branchiostomatidae. The record is from RefSeq and is a predicted model, not a curated record. The coding region runs from base 1 to 741 and encodes 246 amino acids. Gene Ontology annotation, cellular component: intracellular membrane-bounded organelle; cytoplasm.